Molecule: messenger RNA, 1390 nt
Organism: Parus major (Great Tit)
Lineage: Eukaryota; Metazoa; Chordata; Aves; Passeriformes; Paridae
Gene: GRN
Product: granulin precursor
Exons: 11
Coding region: 118-1320 (400 amino acids)
Cellular component (GO): extracellular region
Source: RefSeq, a predicted model, not a curated record
GCGCUGGUGGGUACUGGGGUCACCGGGGGGCACCGGGACCACGGGGUGACUCGGAGGGACCGGGAGACACCGGGGAACCCGGACGGGCUGGGAGCGCUGGGAGGUGCUCCCAGAACCAUGAGGACCCUCGUGCUGUUGUGGGUGGCCCUGGCCAGCGUGAGGGGCCAGCUGCCCUGUCCCCAUGGGGGACCCUGCCCCGUGACCCCGGCCCUGCCUGUCCACAGUGCAAUGGGGUGUCAGGACAGCUCAUCCUGCCCCGCCAGCUGCCAGCUGCCAGAGAGUGUCCCCUGCACCGGGGGCCACCGCUGCUGUCCCCGAGGGUCCCACUGCAGUGCUGAUGGGGAGUCCUGUGUCACAGACCUGGCCCCCCGUGCUGUCCCCUGUCCUGAUGGCCAGUCCGAGUGUCCCGAUGAUGCCACAUGCUGUGUGACAAGCAGCGGCGCCUGGGGGUGCUGCCCCAUGCCCCAGGCCUCGUGCUGUGCUGACAAGGUGCACUGCUGUCCCCAUGCCACCGUCUGCGACCUGACCCACGGGCGCUGUGUGUCCCCCAGCGGUGACACUGACGUCCCCCUGAGCACAGCCUUCCCCUCCUGGAAGCGCCAGCCCCCCGCCCCAGUCACGCUGCGCCAGGUGCUGUGUCCUGAUGGCCGCUCGGCGUGUCCCGACGGGACGACCUGCUGCCAGCUGUCCCCAACGCAGUAUGGCUGCUGUCCCCUGCAGAACGCCGUGUGCUGCGGUGAUGGGCAGCACUGCUGUCCCCAGGGCACCACCUGCGACCUGAUCCACUCCACCUGCACCUCCCUGGGGGGCUCUGCACCCCUGGCAGCACUGCCCACAGCUCGUGAUGUGAAGUGUGACGAGGAGACGAGCUGUCCCGAUGGGAACACGUGCUGCCGGCUCAGCUCAGGGGCCUGGGGGUGCUGCCCCCUCGAGCAGGCCGUUUGCUGCGGGGACCACCAGCACUGCUGUCCCCGAGGCUACACCUGCAAUGUGGCCACCGAGAGCUGUGAGAAGCUGCUGGCGCCCACCCCACUACUGCCAACCCCCUCAGCCCCUCGCCAGGCCCCCUCAGCCCCCCACCGGCCACCCCCCGUCCCACUGCGAGCCCCUGGCACCCACCCAGGUGGCCUCGUGCCCUGCGGUGCCAGCGGCUCCUGCCGCGGGGGCCAGCGGUGCUGCCAGGCCCGGGGGGGCUCCUGGGGGUGCUGCCCCUUUGCCCAGGGCUCCUGCUGCUCCGACGGUCGCCACUGCUGCCCCGCGGGGUCCCAGUGCACCAGGGGGGGCUGGGGCUGCAGCCCCCAGCACCCAUACCUGUUCUGAUCUCACUGGGGACACCACCACCACCCCCGAGUGCCACCACCCCAAUAAACGGUUUCUAGGAGAAAUUCCA